AUUAAGGCGCUGAAGAGGAAAACAGGAUGAAUGCUCUCUGCUCCUGCUUGUCGUGUAUGUUCUGAGCAGCGAGGGCAGACCGGCUGUGGGAGACUUUUCCCACAGGACAGGAGCGGAACCGUCAGCACGGUUGUAUGGCUGAGAGUCACAUGGAGUAAACUCUGGAGUUCUCUGACCGGCGAACAGCUGGGCUGAUGGGAGAGGAGACUUGUCCUCGCCCUGGCGCACGACUUUGUGACCUAUUUCUUCCUUCUAAAACAACUCGCCCUCGCAUUUUCGGACUACAUAACUUUUUUCCAACGGUGAAUGUGAAGUUGACGCGUCUUUUGGGAGCCGACGCUUUUCUUUCGCUGGAUGUGCCAGGAGAGACUCGCAUUAAUAUUUAAAAGGUUCACUGAUAAAAGAUUGAAACGAUCCGUGGCACUGGGGAUCUGUGCUAUGAAAUAUGCAUCUGAAUUUGCCAAACGCGUGUGACCCUGUGACCUACUAAAAUACUGCCUUCUUCAAAAUAUCUGAUUUUUCUUAAACCGACAUCUGGAUGACUCUUGUUUUUUAAUUUGUAAAACAAAGAAAGAAAAAAAACACAAACGUGACUGUGUAAUGAUAUAAUUACACUAAUGUAACACUUCUAGACUGAUUGAGAAUCGCUUUGGUGUUAAUUUUCGCUCCGCCAGCUGACACGGUUCUAACUCCUCCAUUUAUUAUCGCGACAGUAAAAAGAACAAAGCUCCCCACCCGUCUACGCUUGUGUGGUGGCGUGGUAUUCGCUAUUUGUUUGUUUAAAGGGGCGUGGGGGCGUCUACAGUAAUCUCGCCUUCUCCUUUCCCUCUUUUCUUCUUCCUUAAAAAAAAAAAAAAAAAAAAAAAAAGUUCAUUACCAUCACCAGAGUCGCGUCGGAGGGGUUAAUUUCAGCGCGGAGUUGGGGAGCGUCAGGGCGCGCACAGUGGGCUAGUUGUGUCGAUCACUCCCGCAGAGGCGAUGCCCUUUUGUGGAGAGGUCUCUUGUCACACAGAGGACAGACGGCAUUCACAAUCGGGACACGGGGACACAAAGAGAAGAACUGAUUUUUAAAGGGCUCCAUUCUUUGCCGCGCCGCCGCUGGGUGUUGACUGUGGGUGUCUUGAGAGGAUCUUUGUUGCCCGGAGAAAAGUAGAGAAGAAGAAUACGCGCCGUGGACUGGCUGGGGGGAUUUCUUUUUUUAAUUUAUUUAUUUUUUUAUGGGCAGGGUUACUACAGUGCAGCCGGCGCUGUCAUCCACACCACCUCUGUCGGUUUCUCCCGGAGCGACUGGUCCUGUUUUUGGAUGAGGAGCGCAACUUUUACGCAAUGCUUUACGCGCUGGUUGUAGCAGGACGCUGUCAGAAUGAACUUUCUCUCCCGGGUACCUGCGGGGUAGCUGUGUGAGACGGAGCCAAGAGGUCGUUUGUGGAUAUUUUCUGCUCGGGAGGAUGCCAGUUGAUAAGUUCACAAACAUGGAGGAGAAACUGUGGAUACUGGAGGACCUGAAUAUGAUGUACAUCCGCCAGAUUGCUCUCAGUUUACAGGACAGCGACAUCCAGAAGAAGAUCGACCAUGAGAUCCGGAUGCGCGACGGGGCCUGUAAGCUGCUGGCCGCCUGCUCCCAGAAAGACCAGGCGCUGGAGGCGGCGAAGAGCUUGCAGACCUGUAGCACUCGCAUCAUGGCGUACAUGUCGGAGCUGCAGAGGAUGAAGGAGGCCCAGGUCAUGCAGAAGGUCACGCGGAGGUCGUCGGACGCAGGGCCGAUGGACGACAGACUCCCAUGCAAAGGAAAAGUGGCCAUCUCAGAUCUGCGGAUCCCUCUCAUGUGGAAAGACACCGAGUACUUCAAGAACAAAGGAGAGCUUCACCGGUGUGCAGUGUUCUGCCUGCUGCAGCUGGGAGGAGAGAUCUUUGACACAGACAUGGUGAUAGUGGACCGGACACUCACCGAUAUAUGCUUCGACAACACCAUCGUGUUUAAUGAAGCCAGCCCGGGUUUUGAGCUGCGCGUCGAGCUGUACAGUUGCUGCUCGGAGGACGACUACUCAGCAGGGAGCACGCCGAGGAAACUAGCCAGCAAGCUGAGCUCCUCGCUGGGGCGAUCGGCUGGGAAGAAGCUCCGGGCAGCCAUGGAGCCUGGACCAUGUAGUCCUGUUAGCAAUGGAGGGGCGACUCCUCUUCUGCUGCCAGUUCCAUCCGUACCGGGCCCCAAAUACCACCUCCUAGCUCAUACCACCCUGUCACUGUCGCACAUCCAGGACAGCUUUCGCACACAUGACCUCACCAUCUCAGGCAACGAAGAGUGCUCUUAUUGGCUGCCGCUCUAUGGCAGUAUGUGUUGCCGCCUUGCAGCGCAGCCUCACUGUAUGACCCAACAGAUGAUGAGUGGAUGUUUGAAAGUAAAGCAGUUAGGUGGUGACCCUCAGAGUUGGGCGGAGGUGUAUGCCGUUCUGAAAGGAACAAGCCUUUUCUGCUACCACCGGCAGGAAGAUGUGGAGGCUAACAUCGAGCCAGCGUUCACCAUUGCCAUCAACAAGGAGACCAGGAUACGUGCGUCGGAGAAAGACUCCCAGAGUAAAGUUCAGAAUAUCUGCGUGAGCAACCAGUACGGAGGCGAGGAGGUCACACACACGCUGACCACAGACAGCCGCGAGGACACACACCGGUGGAUGGAGGCUUUCUGGCAGCAUUUCUAUGACAUGAGCCAAUGGAAGCAGUGCUGUGACGACCUAAUGAAAAUUGAGCUGCCAUCGCCGAGGAAACCGGCUCCUGUCACACCGAAACAGGGCUCACUCUAUCACGAAAUGGUUAUUGAAUCAUCCGAUGACCUCAGCAGCACCGUGUCAGACAUCCUGGCUCGGAGGAUGCAGGAGCUGGAGCUCCGCAGCCAGCUGGGCACCUCCCCCACCUGGAUGUCUGUGUUUGACGAGAGCAACCCAAAAAGCGCUGGCCGCCCCCGUCCCUGUACCUCUCGCCUCUCUGGCCACAGCCCCUGCACCCCUCCUCGACUGCCCCGGAGCCCUCUGAGCCCUCACCGCUGCCCACAGCUGGGUCUGCUGUCCUCAGACGCAAGCCUGACUUCUGACAGCGACAGCCACUGCAGCACCAGCCCCUGCUCUCAACGCCACGGCUGGCCCGAGCCUUCCUCAAACUUCUCUCUCUUGUCGUCCUCCCCCUCCCGUCUGAGGCCACGCACUCUGUCGCUGGAUGCUAAGCUCAGCACCCUCCGAGGGAGGGGGUACGGAGGCGGAGGGACCUUCCAGUGCCCCUGCCAGCCGCCUCCCUCCUCGCUGCUCGCCCCACUCCCCAUCUCCUCCCGUUCACCUCGGUCGCAGCGCAGCACGCAGACCACGCUCUCCUGCUCCAGCUCCACUUCCAGCAACAGCUCCAGCAACAGCGAGGGCAGCCACAGCCCCGAGUCAUCCGAGGGAGCUCCGUUCUCGAGGCCCUCCCCAGCUCGACGCAGCCUCAGGAACCUCAGGGCCAGACUUGAUCCUCGCAACUGGCUUCAGAGCCAGGUGUGAACUGUUGCGCUGGCCUAAAGGCCGCAGUGCUCGUCAAACCAUGAUUUAACUGGCUUAACAUAUGUGAACCAACCUCAGGCACUCUGCUAGGCCACAUGCACAGCCCUGAGGAGGAUAAGCUGCCUCUAGCCUGCCUCCUGGUGGAGGAUGGAUCAUGGAAGAGCCUCCUGGGGCAAACUGGAAUGUCUUCUAACACAAAGGACAGUUGACAAUCACUGCACAAACUAAAUGGGAGGUACUCUGCUUGCUUUGAGAAACCAUGGUCAUGCUGCUUUGGAGAAAGUGAUGCUAAAGACUGAUGCACACGUCACACUAAGCCUACCGUCUGUCCUCGGACUCUAAUCUCGGAAUUAGAAAAGGUUUUGCUCUCCGCAUCAGCCAUCCCGGCGACUCAAACUUUAUUUCAAGGUCAUCUCUACUAAUGCACUAGCAGUAUUUUUGACUGGAUGUUUCCUAUCUAUAUUUUAUAAGUAAAGGUUUGCGGUGUUUAUGCUAUGAAAGCCAGUGAGCAUGUGGCGGGAUGAACAUAUAGGGUAUAAUCAAGAGUUCUCAGACGUUAGAGAAACUGUUAAGUGUGGAGGGACGGGUUGGUGUCUGUUGCCUGUACUGUGAUCUACUUCGGUGUACGUAUCCAAUUAAUCAUUCAGCGGAUGAUCUUUGUGGUUCUCCAGAAAUGACUAUGCACCAUGUUGUUUUAUUGCAUGAUCUGACGUUCAGUUUUUAAAUGUUGAACUACUCGAGAUCAUCUCAACAAUGAAUCUGGUGAAAGCUUAACUUUAUGCAAGUGCUCAUACUUACUGUACUGGUAAUUACUGUGAUCUCUUCAGGGUAAAUGAUCUGUGCUCUGGUCUUAAGUUUUACACAUUAAUCUGCACGCUAUCGACAGACUGUCUUCAGAAAUGUACAAUACAUCCAUACAUGCAUAGAACCAAGAAAAUAGAAUAAACUGAAAUGAACCAAAGUGAAAGUAUUAUUGAACACCCAAGCCAUACUCACAGCCCCCCCCACACUGCCUCGCUGCAGUAUAGUGGCUCCUCACUUCCAAUGAAAUGUGAAAAACGUCCACCGAUCAAAUAUUUAUGCAACACAGAAACAUUUUAUUAUUUUACGGUGGCUGCAUUCAAGGCAACUUUAUGUACUUUCUAAACGCCCCCAACCAUUAGGUCACGGUAGUAAGAAAAAUAAUUUAAAAAUUUUACACUGCCACCUGUUUUUCUUUUUAAAUAACUAUGUGAGUUAUUGUCAUUUAGACAGCUCUUUACAGCAGAAAACAUCUGACUGAAGGCGUCCAUGUGAAAACAAUCCGUCUGUGCAGUAAAGCCUCUUCUUCUUCUCUGUCUGUCGUUUACUGUGGAUUUUACUUUGGUAACAGUUUUCCCUCUUGGGGAUCAGAACAGCAAAGCAAACAUUUCUACUAAGAAUUAAAACUGUCAAAUGUUUGGAAAAAGAAAAAAAAAGCAAGCAUUUGUUACUGUAAAUUAAUUUUUAUAUAAGUUAACAAAUAAACCUCCUCUCUUCGUCUUUUGUUACAUUAUUGAUUUUGUUAUAAAUGCAGCUAUAUUGAUACCUGAUUACUAUCAUAAUGUUAACAGAUGAUGUGCAGAUCUUUAACUGUUACGAAUAGAUAACAUUGAAUGUUAUAACCUUGCAAGAGUUUUCCUGUGUUAGCAGGCUUUGUGUUCUGCAUGUACGCCGUCCUAGGGGGCAGAUAUAAAAUGAGAAAAAAUGUGGAAAAUCUCAUGUUUAAAUAAUAUAACAUUAAUUAUAAUAAAUGUUUUAUCGAUU
Messenger RNA from Acanthopagrus latus (yellowfin seabream), 5309 nucleotides. It is a transcript of the gene rtkn, whose product is annotated as rhotekin. NCBI's taxonomy places the organism in Eukaryota, Metazoa, Chordata, Actinopteri, Spariformes, Sparidae. The transcript has 11 exons. Gene Ontology annotation, biological process: septin ring organization; actomyosin contractile ring assembly; signal transduction. The coding region runs from base 1449 to 3524 and encodes 691 amino acids. The record is from RefSeq and is a predicted model, not a curated record. Gene Ontology annotation, cellular component: actomyosin contractile ring.